AUGGGUUCUGGAAGCAGUGCGCCAGCUCCACCACGAGCUUCCCAUGAUCUAGGCAAACCAGCCGCUGGCGGUGGUGGCGGUGCUGAUGAAAAUGCUGCUGACCAGCAAAAAGUCGAUGCGCGUUUGCCAUACGCAAAUUUCCGGGAAUUAUUCACUUUAAAGAAUUACUGGAAGACAGUGAGGCGAAACGAGCGUGACUGCGCCAAAACUAUGCUCGCUAACUCGACUAGGAAAUUUGCUCGAAUUUACUUCUUAUUUAGCACCAUUUCCGUCAUCUGA
This is a messenger RNA of Gongylonema pulchrum, 279 nucleotides long. The record is from the annotation of a GenBank genome assembly. NCBI's taxonomy places the organism in Eukaryota, Metazoa, Nematoda, Chromadorea, Rhabditida, Gongylonematidae.